AUGCAAUCGAAGCUUGUGAAGACAAUCAUGCUAUGUUUCCUCACAAUGGCUGUGAAAUCAAUUCCUGUGGCAGAGGCGGCAGAAAAGGAGCCGUUAAGUCUGGCGGGCGUUGAUGAGCUGGUGUUGGUCGUGGCUGUGUGCUGUCUAGGAGCUGUUGCUGUCUGGGAGAUAGUAAAAUGGUGUGGCCGCUGCAUGUGGGAACGUGCGGUGAAAGGAAAGAAGGCUCAGAGGCUUCAAAGGAUGAGAGACUUGGCCAAGGCUGCAGUGGAAACCGAGCUAGACCGAGCUUGGGAUGGACCGCAUGAUGUCCUAGAUGGACAGACGCCACAGGAGCGAGUCGAAGGUGCGAUGCAAGGGGCUAUGGCAAGAGCGUUGGAAAGCUCUCCGGUGCUUCGCCAAGGCCCGAGCACAACAAUCGGAAGGACGGCACGUCAGACGAGUGUGGGAACGCAGACUGAGUGGCGUCAUGAAGUUGCUGAACCACAGGCUGAAUACUUCAGGUUUGAAGGGCCGUUCUACAUGACUGAGUAUGGCAAGAAUGUGCAUGGCGCCGAGCUGGAAAAUGGUCCUGAGCGCAAGAAGUCGAUGUCCCGUUCCGGACAUCAGCACUCCGAUGACGACGACUUUGACCAGUUUUCCGAGGCUGAGCACGACGACGCGACGGCACCAAAGGGUUCCCUUUCGUCGGACAGCGGGGGCUGGACUCCGAGUUUCGCUGGUCGAUCCGAACCGCCGAACACGCCACAGACAGCCGACGAGGAAGAGUCGAGAGGUCCCGUGAAGCCCGUUGCAGAUGGGCGGCGCCUUCCCUCCAGGCCGCCAACGGUACCUCUGACCGGUUCGGGUGUGCAGGGGUUGCAGGACUUCUUUACAGACGAAGAGGACAGUUCGCCGCUUGCACCGAAGAAAUCAGUGCCGCGGAUCCCACUGGCGCCUCCAAAGAGGCCCCAGAGAGCGGAGGCCAAGGAGCAGAUCUCGAAGCCGAGGCUUCCAUCUUCGACCUCGCAGAGCUUCUUAUCAGACAGCGACUCCGAUGCCAAGUCUCCACCAGCCCGCAGCAGCACCAUGCCAAUCCUGAUGGAGGAGCCGAUCGACCUCUCUACAUCCCCCAUCCAGGAAGAGUCGCCGAUACAGCCGCAGUCGCCGCUGCAGCCACAUAGCGCCGAUCUUCAGUUGGCCCCGGCACAGGCGCAGUCCCGCGAAAUGCGCUUCCCAACGAAGCCGGAGGCUCGGUCGCUGCAGAGCAGCCGCGAAGACUCCCCCAAGCGGCUGGUGACACUGCAGCCGCUGCCUGAAGUGUCACUAUUUGUGGACGCAGCGGAGGCCACCCACCCCCCGCCAACGCCACAGUUUGAUGUGACCGGGAGCAGCGCGCCAUCACCCGAGCUGACGCCAUCUCCGGCGGCAUCGCCGGCACGGGAGAAGUCCUUCGCUUCGCCACUGUCUGAUGCCUCCUGCGGUCGCAUCGAGGACCUGGGGUCUUCUCCUUCGGAGGCUGCUGCCACCACAACGGCCAGCUUGGGUGUGGCUUCCAGGAGCAUUGCAAGCAACGGAAGCCCAAGGUCGCCAUUCAGUGAGGAGACACAGGACCUUUCGCCUUCGCCGCUGAAGCGGCAGCUGGAAGAGCUGGAGGAGCAGCAGAGGCAGAUCCAAAGCAGCUUGUCCCAGGCGCUGGAGUACGAGCGGCGGCUCCGGGCCGACGAAGUGGCCCGGUGCCAUUCGCUCACAGCAGAGCUUCUGGAGGCUUUGGAAACCGAGCGCAGACGGCACUCCGAAGAUAUUCGCGCUUGGGAGCUUCGGCUUCAGACGCAGCUGAACGAGCACGAGGCCAAGUGGCUUUCUGAGGCGGCGCCAGCUGCUACCUUUGGUGCGGGAAGGGGCCGGGAUCCCGGCCUGGGUCGCGGCCAAGGCCCGGGCCGGCGUGAAGGCCCGGGCUGCACCGAAGGCACGGCCGGAGGCCAAAGCCAAAGCCAAGGCGAAGGCGAAAGCUGCAGCUAG
Molecule: messenger RNA, 1998 nt
Organism: Symbiodinium sp. CCMP2592
Lineage: Eukaryota; Dinophyceae; Suessiales; Symbiodiniaceae
Source: the annotation of a GenBank genome assembly